AUGGCUCCGCACCCAGAUCCUUCAUCGCUGGCUUUUGAAUAUGCAGCUGAAAACACCAUCAACACCCUGACCAGACGCGAUCUCCAGAGCCCAACUCACACACAGCAAGUCACACUGGGCAUCAUCGGCGUCUAUGUUGUGGUUAUCGCUAUCCUAUGGAACGUUCCCUACGUCCGCAUGGUCCUCUGGCCCUUCAAGAUGCUGGUCAUCGCCUUUCACGAGUUUGGCCACGCCUUUACAGCUCUCCUCACAGGUGGUCGCGUCAAGUCAAUCACUCUUGAUCCGAACGAAGGCGGCGUAACACAUUUCAGAGGCGGCAAACAAGGCUUGGUACUACCCGCUGGCUAUCUCGGCUCUUCUAUUAUCGGCGCACUACUCAUCUUCUGUGGAUUCAAUAUCGUUGCUAGCAAAGUCGCUAGUAUCGUGCUCGGCGUUUGCUUCCUACUAACACUCUGGUGGGGAAAGCGUGAUUGGCUUACCAUCGCGACUGUUCUUCUCGCCGUUGGACUCCUCAUCGCUUGCUGGUUCAUCUCACACGCCCAAGCCCUACGUUUCGUCGUCCUAUUCAUUGGCGUUAUGUCUUCGUUGUACAGCGUGUGGGAUAUUUGCGACGAUUUGAUUCUGCGUAAAGUCAACGAGUCCGACUCGAGCGUUUUCGCAAAGCGAUAUGGCGGUUCAUCGCAGUGCUGGGGUGUCAUCUGGGCUAUCAUUUCGGUCCUUUUCAUGGCUGCCGGCAUUGUCGCCGGUUUGGCAGCGUUUUCGCAGUCCUUUGCGCAACAGGAGAAGGACUCCCAGAAGUUCAUCCCUACCUAA
Molecule: messenger RNA, 813 nt
Organism: Fusarium redolens
Lineage: Eukaryota; Fungi; Ascomycota; Sordariomycetes; Hypocreales; Nectriaceae
Product: peptidase M50B-like-domain-containing protein
Exons: 2
Coding region: 1-813 (270 amino acids)
Source: RefSeq, a predicted model, not a curated record